AUGGAUGAAAACAACUUCUUAUUAAUUCUCCACACCGUUUGUGGGGAUGAUGGAGGAGUGGUGGUGCACCAUGAGCCAUCGUCCAUUAUGAAGCUCAAAGACAUUGGUGAUGUUGAAUUGACCUAUGUGAUGGAGCGCGAUCGUGGAGACCCAAGCCACGCUGCUCAGAAUCCGUGUCCUCGAUUCAAUGACAUACGUUGGAAACCCUAUCUCCCAGUUGUCGAAACAGAAGUCCCAUCUUUGCAUCACUGCGUCAAACCUAAAAACGAAGCAAUACAAGUGAUAAAUCAAUACGAUGUUUAA
This is a messenger RNA of Arabidopsis thaliana (thale cress), 303 nucleotides long. RefSeq lists its product as uncharacterized. The record is from RefSeq and is marked reviewed. NCBI's taxonomy places the organism in Eukaryota, Viridiplantae, Streptophyta, Magnoliopsida, Brassicales, Brassicaceae. The coding region runs from base 1 to 303 and encodes 100 amino acids. The transcript has a single exon.